Molecule: messenger RNA, 1950 nt
Organism: Ceraceosorus bombacis
Lineage: Eukaryota; Fungi; Basidiomycota; Exobasidiomycetes; Ceraceosorales; Ceraceosoraceae
Source: the annotation of a GenBank genome assembly
AUGGCCUUUUCCUUCGCACCAGUGAGUAGUCAUGCGUGCUUCCAGGGCGAUACUGUCGAGUAUGGCGCUUACCUUUGUUGUGUCUCUGCCUGCGAUCUAUAGGCUGGCAGCAGCACGGCAGGUCCAAGCGCUUCCUUGUUCGGCAACACCGCUCAACAUAACCAAGCUCCUAAGCCGGCGUUCUCGUUCGGCGCGCCAGCGCCAGCGCAGGCUCAGUCCAGCCAGCCCUCUCAGCCUGCUGGUAGCGCUUUUUCGUUUGGACAGUCUUCACAGGCACAACAGCAGCCCUCGGCGUCAGCAUCGACGCCAGCUGCAGGUCAGGGUCAAGGUCAAGGGUCAAGCUUUGGUGGGUUUGGAUUUGGACAGAAUCAAUCUGGACAAGCUCAGAGUCAGGCAGCGGGACAGAGCACAACAUCGGCUCCAGCGCCCGGCACUUCGCUUUUUGGCGGCGGUGGUGGCGCGUUUGGCAGCUCAAUUAGCAAUCAACAGCCUGCCCAAAGUGGGUUAGGAGCGGGUAGCACAAGCACGGGUGGAGCGGGGUUAUUCUCUUCUUUCAAUCAGAACCAGACUCAACCUCAACAGCCGCAGCUGACGCAACCAUCGCAAGCGAAGCCGUUGUCGCUCUUUGGACAAAGCCAAGGUGGACCACAGACGCUUGGUGCUACAAGCACGGGUCUCUUCGGACAGUCUCAAGGCUCGCUUGGUCAGCAAUCUCAGCCCCAACAACAACAGCAACAGGUGGACAAGCGACUAGGACCCUCAUUGUCCGCUAGGUUGGCUGCCGUUCACCAAGCAUGGGACAGCAACAAUCUCCAGACGUGUCGGUUCCUGGUGAGCACAGCUGAAUACUGCCCUCUUCGCGGCGCCUGCAUUUCUUUGCUUACCCUUUGAUCGAUCUUGUCAGCACUACUUCUAUGUGCCAGUACCCAACGAUCAGCUGCACUUCUUGAACCCUCAACCCGGCGCAGGAGGUGGCAGUGUCAAUAGCAACUUUGGCAGGAGGAGCGAUGCGGUUGGUCCCAGGCACGAAGAGCUGUGGAGGGACGCUGUCAAUCAAAAUCCUAAUCCUCGCCGGUGAGUGCCUUGAGAAGCUGAGCGACGGUCGCAAAUCAAUUCUGCAUCUCAUAGAGCUCAUGCAGACGCGAAUUUGACCACGCAGACUUGUGCCCGUUUUGGCUGUGGGUUUCAAUGAGCUCAAGAGUCGUGCAGAUGCUCAGCAGAGCGAAGCAGCUCGUCAACGACAGCUUGUAUCGCAGCUGCGAGAGAAAGCAGCUGUGCUGGCUCAAUCGCACACACUGAAGAAUACGACUCGGACUUCGGCCGCGUUGCGGAGGCAAGUUGCGCUUCACCAUCGCUUGAUUUCCAGUGCUAGGAAAGCAGCUGCGCUUCUCCCACCCUCCGCUUCUCAACCUGGCCAAUCGCGAAGCGGCUCUCAUACUGGCGCUGCAUAUGCGCAAGCGAGCGUGGAGGACGAGCAGUUGAGAUCCAGAUUGGAACAGUGCGAAGCGGAGAUCAGAAAUGGCAAGCUGAAAAGCAGGGUCAAUGAGCUGUGGGCCGCACUGGGAGCGGUCAAGGCUCGUGCAGGAGCCAGAUCAGGCUCUGCCAGUGGAUCGAGUGGGACCGCAGAAUGGGCGGUAGUGGAUCCGGAGGCGCUGGACGAGGUGGCAAGGGUGAGUCUUGCUGGAAUUUGGCAGCCGAAAGGGAGAGGGCACCCUCGGGACAGAGCGAUGAUCCGCGUUGCUUUGCAACGUUGAAUUCGACUGAUCGCGGUCCCGUGCUUUUGACGACUAUCGCUCGCAGAUUUUGGGCUCGCAGCAAAAGGGACUGAAUCAUCUGGUGGCGACAGUGGAGAAUGAUACGCAGGUGAUGAACACCAUCCUCAAGGGCUUGAGCGGAGUCCAAUUGACCGGUGUCAGAGGACCUCAGUACGCAUUGGAAGAUGAGGGAUAG